Messenger RNA from Aspergillus chevalieri, 1239 nucleotides. It is a transcript of the gene CHS5, whose product is annotated as putative chitin biosynthesis protein (Chs5). The transcript has 2 exons. The coding region runs from base 1 to 1239 and encodes 412 amino acids. The record is from RefSeq and is a predicted model, not a curated record. Gene Ontology annotation, biological process: Golgi to plasma membrane transport; conjugation with cellular fusion. Gene Ontology annotation, molecular function: protein dimerization activity. Gene Ontology annotation, cellular component: exomer complex; trans-Golgi network. NCBI's taxonomy places the organism in Eukaryota, Fungi, Ascomycota, Eurotiomycetes, Eurotiales, Aspergillaceae.
AUGAUCGAAUUCCCCUCCGUCCUCCUUCCUAACAACAUCGCCUCUGGUAGUAUCGUCGACAUCACAGUAGCGCGCAACCAUGCCGCUGAAGCUACCAGCGCGUCCGACUUUCAGUCGCUUCAGAAACGUAUCCUGAACACCUACGGUAUCAAAACCCCAUCGCCACCCGUCCUCCGCCUCCGAAAUGCCACGCAGACAUCGCUAGUCCUAGAAUGGGAUCCUAUCGAUCUGGCAACAGCGUCGCUCAAGUCACUGUCUCUCUACCGUAAUGGCUCCAAAGCUGGCUCGAUACCAAGGCCAACAGAGACUCGGAGUACCAAGAUCAGCGGACUUGCUAUCCAUACCGAAUACACCUUCCACCUUGUCCUACGCACGACUGCCGGUACUUAUCAGUCGGAGAAGUUGACCUGUCGGACGCACAAGAUGACGGAUCUAUCUGGAAUCACUGUCACACCGGGAAUUCUUCCUCCGCAGCAGAAGGAGGCACUCGCAGCCGCACUGGACCGCAUCGGAGGCAAGCUGAUCGACACCGUUCGCAUCGACACGACUCACUUUGUUUGCACGGAAGGGCGAGGCCCGUUGUGGCAGAAAGCCGUGGAGAUGAAUAUCCCUGUGGUGGUGCCGGAGUGGGUUGAUGCCUGUGAGGCGGAGGGUACAAUUGUCAGUGUCCGGGGCUAUUACCUGAAUGCAGACCCCAAGGCCCGACAGCUAGGACCGAUUCACGGAUCGUCGCAGCACCAGCACAACGCCUCCACGGCCUCGAUAGCAACAACUGCCCAGACCCAGGCUCCAUCCCAGAACCAGACGCAGACCAACCUUCAGACGUUGCCUUCGCGCGAACGCGGCCAGUCUACUACAAGUGAACAGCCGGUGACUCCUUUUCCGGGACAACCCACGAAUGGUCAACCCAAGGCAGAGGAGCAAGAGGUGUCAGACAGCGAACAAUCGCCUCCCCCGCCUCCUCCAAAGGACGACGCUCCAGAGGCUCCAGAGAAAGAAGAAGCAAAGGAGGAAACCCCGGAGGCUAGCACCCAGCCCGAGCAAAACGGCGAUUCUAAGCCCUCAGAGGCCACAUCUCCAGACAAGAAGGAAGAACAACCCGAGCAGAAUGGGACCGCGAAGGAACCGGAAAACGCUUCGCCAGAGAAUAAAUCCGCGAACGAAGAGCCUGUUGGCGAUGUAGAGAAGAAGCUCAAGGGGAAACAAAGCGAAGGGGACUUCAACGAAGUUCCUCUUUAG